AAUUUUCAGAAGGGACGAAUAAACAUGAAUGUUUUUACUCACAUCAACACAAAGAAUAUCUUUUCUGCAACAAAUAUGUCUGGUCUUAUAUCUGACAAGUUUGAGGAUCAGCUGAAUUUAAGCAGUAAUUCUCCUUCCAUGUCAAUAAGUAAGCUUUUUCCAGCUUUGUUACAAUGCUUUGGCAUUAUCCUUUGUGGAUAUAUAGCUGGAAGAGUUAAUAUAAUCACAUCAACUCAGGCCAAAGGAUUAGGAAAUUUUGUCUCCCGCUUUGCACUCCCAGCUUUGCUCUUCAAAAAUAUGGUCUUGCUGAAUUUUUCCAAUGUGAAUUGGUCCUUUCUGUACAGCAUCCUGAUCGCCAAAGCAUCUGUAUUCUUCUUAGUCUGUGCAUUGACAUUGUUGAUAGUCACUCCUGAAAAACGAUUUAGCAAAGCUGGACUCUUUCCUAUUUUUGCUACUCAGAGCAACGACUUUGCACUGGGAUAUCCUAUAGUUGAAGCUUUGUAUCAAAAUACAUAUCCCGAGUAUCUCCAGUAUAUUUACCUGGUUGCACCAAUAUCGCUUAUGAUGCUAAACCCCUUGGGGUUUAUCUUCUGUGAAAUCCAGAAAUCAAAAGACAAUCGGAAUCUCUCUCACAGCAAAAUGAAAAUCGUAGGACUUGGGCUUCUUCACGUGCUGCAGAAUCCAAUUGUGUUUAUGGUCUUCAUAGGAAUUGCCUCCAAUUACAUCCUUAAACAAAAGAUUCCUGUAUAUUUGGAAAACUUCCUUGAUAGUCUUGCCAAUUCAUUUUCUGGCUCGGCCCUUUUUUACCUGGGUCUCACCAUGGUUGGCCAAAUAAAAAAACUGACAAGGGGUACAUUUGUUGCACUAAUUCUUCUCAUCACGGCUAAACUGCUGUUGAUGCCCCUUCUAUGCCGGGAAAUGGUGGAAUUGUUAGACAAGAGCCAGAGUUUGGUCAACCAUACCAGUUUAUCCAACUAUGCAUUUCUCUAUGGAAUCUUUCCAACAGCUCCGGGUGUGGCUAUAUUUGCAACACAGUUUAACAUGGAAGUAGAAGUUAUAACUUCUGGAAUGGUGAUCAGUACUUUUGUGUCUGCCCCCAUCAUGUAUGUCUCCGCGUGGCUAUUGACCAUUCCCUCUAUGGAUCCAGACAGACUGGCAGCAGCGAUUCAGAACGUUAGCUUUGAUAUCAGCAUUGUUAGUCUGGUCUCUUUGAUCUGGUCCCUCGGGGUUAUUCUUUUGAGUAAAAAAUACAAGCAGCUUCCCCAUAUGCUUACAACUAACUUACUCAUUGCUCAGUGUGUAGCCUGUGUUGGAAUGGUAAUGUGGAAUUUCACUAUUGAGAACAAAAGCAUCUUUGUGCAGAUUCUUGUGUUCGUUGUCCUGUACUGUUCCCUGUAUAGUGCUUUUCUGUGGACAGGCCUUUUAGCCCUUUGUCUUCUCCUUUUGAAAAGAAGGGAAACCCUAAAGAUUCCUGUUGGAAUUAUUACUAUAGCUGGCUGGGGCAUCCCAGUAGUUAUUGUUGGCAUUCUUCUGAUAGCUGGAAAACACACUGGUGAAAUUGACUCAGCAUUUUUUUAUGGUAAACAUCAGGUGAUUACUACUGCAGUAAUCGUAACAAUCAGCAUAUUGUUCUCGGGUGUGUCACUCAUGUGUAUGAACCGAUCUGGGAUCGCAGGGAUGAAUUAUGAGGUUCUAAACCAGCAAUUUCAACAUCCAGUAGAAGAACCUGAAAGGGAAGCGAAUCAACAUUAUAAACCUUCCCCCACUGUCUCUCAUUCUGGAACAGAUUCUCCCUUGGAAAGAGACUUCUACACAUGUCAGAAACAAAACGGAGAAUUAUGCUGCUCUGAAGGAGAAUCUGCAUCUACUACUGGAGUCAGUGAGAACUGUUCUUUCUCAGUUGAGACAGCAAACCAGUGUUUGAGUCCGUGCAGUUCUCAGAGGUGUGUCCUGGCUCAGGAAGAACAGCUUCUGCAAACGGGAGACCAACAGCUGGCCAGACAUGUGCUGCUGUGCCUGCUUCUCAUUGUGGGCCUUUUUGCUAACCUAUCAAGCUGCUUGUGGUGGUUAUUUAACCAGGAGCCUGGGAGGCUCUAUGUGGAACUGCAGUUUUUCUGUGCUGUAUUUAAUUUUGGUCAGGGAUUCAUUUCUUUUGGAAUGUUUGGUUUAGACAAACAUCUAAUUAUUCUUCCAUUCAAAAGGAGGCUUGGAUUCCUUUGGGGUGCUAGAACUGUGGAACAGAGGGAGUCAUCUGUCCCGGAGGAGAUCCGAAUGACUUGCCAACAGUUUGUUAAUUACCACAGAGACGUGUGUGUGAGAAGCAUUGUCCAGGAUAGAAGGUGGAGUUGUUCAUCAGUGUCAAAAGUGAUUUAAAUUAUUCUAAUAUUCUGGAUAUCAAUUCGGAAAUAAAUAUUUACAAAUCAACAGUUUGUAAAUAUGGAUGGGUACGUACUCUGCAUCUGUAAAUACCCUUCUUUUUACUAGGAGUAUACACAAGACACACGGGUUCCAAACACCACUAA
This is a messenger RNA of Protobothrops mucrosquamatus (brown spotted pit viper), 2522 nucleotides long. RefSeq names its product G protein-coupled receptor 155 (gene GPR155). The record is from RefSeq and is a predicted model, not a curated record. Bases 25 to 2373 code for a protein of 782 amino acids. Gene Ontology annotation, biological process: transmembrane transport. NCBI's taxonomy places the organism in Eukaryota, Metazoa, Chordata, Lepidosauria, Squamata, Viperidae. The transcript has 14 exons. Gene Ontology annotation, cellular component: membrane.